Cooperia oncophora is the source of this 480-nucleotide messenger RNA. The record is from the annotation of a GenBank genome assembly. Lineage: Eukaryota; Metazoa; Nematoda; Chromadorea; Rhabditida; Trichostrongylidae.
AUGGAGGUUCUUUCGGAUCUAGAAGAUUCAAAGUAUCAGCAUGCAGAACCACGUCUUUCCAUUUAUGGACGAAGAAGAAACUUUCAGGACGAAUGGGAUAAACUCGCCAAAUGGGCGAUCACUCAUGAUGUGUGGAGUCCGAAUGUGAGAUGGCUGAUACAAAUCCCUCGACUUUAUGAUAUCUACAAGUCUAAAAAUAUGGUGAAAAACUUCGACGAGCUGCUUGACAAUGUGUUCACUCCAUUAUUCGAGGCCAGUACAGCCACAAAUGAUCCGGCAUCACAUCCCGAUCUUUACCGAUUCCUUCAACAAGUCUCCGGUAUUGAUUCGGUCGAUGACGAAAGCAAGCACGAAUUCGUUCAUUUCGAUCGAUCAACACCUAGUCCUGAUAACUACAAAGAUGCCGAGAAUCCGCCCUAUAAUUACUACCUGUUUUAUAUGUAUGCUAACAUUACUGCAUUAAAUGCUUUCAGAAGGUAA